CCUCGGCUGACGUGCUCUUCCUGGAGAGGGGGUGCGGGUAACCGCACGCCCUCGCCGACUGCUGUGCGGGGCUAAUGCGUUCAGCCGGAUGGUAGCUGGGUCGUUGCGCGCUCGCCGCUCGCGCUAUCGUCGUAGGGCGAUAGCGCACCAGUGGCAGCGAGACCUCCAGCGUUGGGCUCAUCGCGUGCGCUGGUCGGGUCGCGGGGGGCCAAUGACGGGCCGGUUGGUAUUCGGCUACGGUCCACGGCCUCGAGGUUCCCCGCGUCGUCGCCGUUGUUUGCACGGGACCGUGCCGGCCACGUACGCGGUGAGUGGGUAUGUGUCGCGGCGGGCUGGCGUCCGGCGCCGACGACGCUCGUGCUCAUCCUCGCAUGGAGCGAGCUGAGGCGCCGGGCGUGCAGAGGCGUGGGUUGUUACUGAUGUCGUUCACCCACCUUUUGUGUGGCUGGACGAAGGAGACGGCCGGUGCCUUUCCCGCCAUAUUGACGGCCAAUCU
This is a messenger RNA of Schizophyllum commune H4-8, 496 nucleotides long. RefSeq lists its product as uncharacterized. Lineage: Eukaryota; Fungi; Basidiomycota; Agaricomycetes; Agaricales; Schizophyllaceae. Bases 89 to 385 code for a protein of 98 amino acids. The record is from RefSeq and is a predicted model, not a curated record. The transcript has a single exon.